CUAGGGGCGGUGGGAUGCGGCCCCUCCCCGCAGCUCUGCCCGGGGCGAGGCGGCCGAGUUGAGCAGCUGCUGGCCCCGCCUCCCCCCAGCGCUCACCCGGCUCCGCCGCGGCAGCACCUGGCCGCCGCUUCCCACGCGGUGCCCCGGCGGCAGCGGCCAUGGCUCGGGGUCCCGGCUGGGUGGCGGCCGCGCUGCUGCUGCUGCUGCGGGCGCCCGGGGCGGAGACCGGCUGGGCCGAGGUGGGGCGCUGCUGCCGGGGCCGAGACCUGGCUUGUGUCAGCACCGGCUGGGGACCGGACCGAUCGCACGGCGCCUGCUACUGCGACCAGGCGUGUGCCCGCACCAUGGACUGCUGCCACGACUACCCGCAGGCCUGCCCAGAGGUGCCCUGUGCUGUAUCUGAGUGGAGCAACUGGAGCAGCUGUGCAGAGCCUUGUCAGGCAACGUACCGAGUUCGGAGGAGAUAUGUCGUGCAGGAGCCUAGAAAUGGAGGCGAGACGUGUCCUCCUCUGGAGGAGAAGGCUGGAUGCGUGGAGUACUGGAACCAGCAAGGAGCUGAGUGCAAACAGUCCCUUAUUCCGGCAUUAAUAACCACAGGAGGUUAUGGGAAAGCAAGGAAAAAGAGAGCUGCAUCCAAGGAAAAUGAAGGAGCGGGGUAUUGUGUCGAAUUCCAGCUCAUGGCCAUCACAGAAGGCUGUUUGCAGGGAAACAGUUCCUAUACUCAGUGGAUGCGGUAUCUCAGCAAAGGGCACACAGUCUGUGUGGAGUGCCAGCAUCCAGCCCUGGAUUCCAAAAGCCUGCACUGCUCUGGGGAUGGCAGUGGAAGCAAAAAGAACCAGCUGCUGCACUGGCAGGCCAUGGGGAAUCCCUGGUGCAGAGGAACCUGGAGGAGAGUUCGCCAGCUGGACACUUGUUCCUGUCCUUCUGUUCACAGCUUCUUGUUCAUCUGACUCUUCGGAACUGGCCUUCGCGCCCCUGAGCCUAAGUCAUGUGAUCAUGGUUUGGCAUGAAGUUUGAAAGUAACAGCCCCAGCUGACCUUCUGAUCAGUCAGUAAAGCCCCUCAUGGACUGCUUCACCUGCCGAAGCUGAAGCUAAAACCCCUUCAUAUCCACCCACACUCUGGGCUUGUUAUGUCGUGGGGAGUUUCAGAGUAUAGGAAGAAAUCAGUGGAAAGGCAGAGAGCUGGAGUAGGUGCAAGUGUCCAUUUUAUUGCAUAGCACAAAACUCACUAGAACAAGCCCAGACUAGCUGGGCUGACCCCAGUGACCUACUCAGUUACCAUAACAACAAGAUCUAUAUCUACAACCCAAUAUACAACAGGGCUCUCUGAAGAAGACUGGCUGACCAAGUCACUUUGUCUCUGUCCCCACGCUUCCUUCGAUGAACGUCCUGAGCUUCAGAGCAGCCAUGCUGACCUUGACCAUGUCAGUUGUCUUCUCUUCUUCCAAGUCCCUCCUUCCCUGAGACUUGCCAGUGAGAGCCCACCAAAUACAAGAAUUCAAAAAAGAAUUAACAUAUGUGUAUUGUUAAAAAACCCAGCUAAGCAGCCAGCCAGAGACAUGCAAAAUGAGUCUGUUCAAACUGCCUUCUGUCCAUAUUGAUAAUAACCCAUUGUCUGGAGGGCUAGCACCUCCCUCCCCCUCAUGGUUUUGUUAUUGAAUGUGGGGUUCUUGGUCUCACAUAAGGGCCAAUUUUGUACCUCUUGAAAUUUGGGGCAAAGCUCUGAUUGCCUUCAAUGAGAGAAGGUUUGUGUCCUUAGGGCUGAUCCUGAAGGGUGCUUGGUGCCUUUUAGGUGUUAUUGGGCACUCUGUUCACAUUUAGGUAUGUAUUUAUGAAUGGGUUUAGAUGACAGGGUUGCUUGCAGAAGCAAGGGGCUGGACUUGUUGACUCAGUCCUUUCAGUCCUAUGUGGGUUUAUGGCAAAGUUUCCAUUUCAGGGUCAGGCCUGUUGAACUCAGUGGGAGCUGAGGCUUCCAUAGAGCUUGGAGUCCUUUGAUUUCAGGCUUCAAGGAAGAUGCACCAUGUUAUAUUAACUAUCUGUGGAGCACUUAGAACACCUCUGGGGUGCAUCUCAUGUCACGGUUCCGUUUUCUUUGCACAUUGAACUGUUUGAAGUAUUUUCUUUAUAAUCAGUUUUGAAGCUUUCCUGUAGUGAAUAAAGAGAAUCUGGAGACAUUUGAA
Molecule: messenger RNA, 2181 nt
Organism: Pelodiscus sinensis (Chinese soft-shelled turtle)
Lineage: Eukaryota; Metazoa; Chordata; Testudines; Trionychidae
Product: somatomedin-B and thrombospondin type-1 domain-containing protein-like
Source: RefSeq, a predicted model, not a curated record